Lontra canadensis (Northern American river otter) is the source of this 2114-nucleotide messenger RNA. It is a transcript of the gene UXS1, whose product is annotated as UDP-glucuronate decarboxylase 1. Bases 93 to 1370 code for a protein of 425 amino acids. NCBI's taxonomy places the organism in Eukaryota, Metazoa, Chordata, Mammalia, Carnivora, Mustelidae. Gene Ontology annotation, cellular component: cytoplasm. Gene Ontology annotation, biological process: D-xylose metabolic process. The transcript is spliced from 15 exons. The record is from RefSeq and is a predicted model, not a curated record. Gene Ontology annotation, molecular function: NAD+ binding; UDP-glucuronate decarboxylase activity.
AGCCGCUGCCGCCGCCUCUGUCUCCGCCGCCGCGCAUUGUGCAGCAGGCGGCCCCCGCGCGGCAGGGCCCUGGACCCGCGCGCCUCCUGGGGAUGGUGAGCAAGGCGCUCCUGCGCCUCGUGUCUGCCGUCAACCGCAGGAGGAUGAAGCUGCUGCUGGGCAUCGCGCUGCUCGCCUACGUAGCCUCUGUGUGGGGCAACUUCGUUAAUAUGAGCUUUCUACUCAACAGGUCUAUCCAGGAAAAUGGCGAACUCAAAAUCGAGAGCAAGAUUGAAGAGAUCGUUGAACCACUGAGAGAGAAAAUCAGAGAUUUGGAAAAAAGCUUCACCCAGAAAUACCCACCAGUAAAAUUUUUAUCAGAAAAGGACCGUAAAAGAAUUUUGAUAACCGGAGGAGCGGGCUUCGUGGGCUCCCACCUCACCGACAAGCUCAUGAUGGACGGCCACGAGGUGACUGUGGUGGACAACUUCUUCACGGGCAGGAAGAGGAAUGUGGAACACUGGAUCGGCCAUGAGAACUUUGAGCUCAUUAACCACGACGUGGUGGAGCCGCUCUACAUUGAAGUUGACCAGAUAUACCACCUGGCCUCUCCAGCUUCCCCUCCAAACUACAUGUAUAACCCCAUCAAGACCCUGAAGACCAAUACCAUCGGGACACUAAACAUGCUAGGACUGGCCAAACGAGUCGGUGCUCGUCUGCUGCUGGCCUCCACCUCGGAGGUGUAUGGAGAUCCUGAAGUCCACCCUCAGAGUGAGGAUUACUGGGGCCACGUGAAUCCAAUAGGACCCCGAGCCUGCUACGAUGAAGGGAAGCGCGUUGCUGAGACCAUGUGCUAUGCCUACAUGAAGCAGGAAGGCGUUGAAGUGCGCGUGGCCAGGAUCUUCAACACCUUUGGGCCACGCAUGCACAUGAACGAUGGCCGGGUCGUCAGCAACUUCAUCCUGCAGGCGCUGCAGGGAGAGCCGCUUACGGUGUACGGGUCCGGGUCGCAGACGAGGGCGUUCCAGUACGUCAGCGAUCUGGUGAACGGCCUCGUGGCUCUCAUGAACAGCAACGUCAGCAGCCCGGUCAACCUGGGGAACCCGGAAGAACACACAAUCCUAGAGUUUGCUCAGUUAAUUAAAAGCCUUGUUGGUAGUGGAAGUGAGAUUCAGUUUCUCUCAGAAGCCCAGGAUGACCCACAGAAAAGAAAACCAGACAUCAGAAAAGCGAAGAUGAUGCUGGCGUGGGAGCCCGUGGUCCCGCUGGAAGAAGGUUUAAACAAAGCCAUCCACUACUUCCGUAAAGAACUCGAGUACCAGGCAAAUAAUCAAUACAUCCCCAAACCAAAGCCCGCAAGGAUAAAAAAAGGACGGACACGCCAUAACUGAAAACCUCACUUUUUGGGACGGGAGAUUCCGUUUCACACUUGAUGGGAUGUAUUUUUUUUUUUCUUUUUUCUUUUCUUUUUUUUUUUUUUUUUUAAAGAAAGACUUAAACAGGUGUCAUGAAGAACAAACUGGAAUUUCAUUCAGAAGCUUGCUUUAAAGAAAUGGAUGUGCCUAAAAACUCCCCUCAGAAAACUGCAAAUUUUGCCUUGCACUUUUUAAAACCUGUCUUUUUAUGUAAAAUAGGGUAGAUGCAUCUUUGCGUAUUUUCACGUUUUUUAUCUUGCUAUGAGAGCAUAUGUCGUGACUGUCAUUGACAGUUUUAUUUACUGGUUUCUUUGUGAAGCUGAAAAGGAACAUUAAAUGGGGUGAAAAUGCCAAUUUUAUUUAUAAAAGUGGGUACUUAUAAAUGAGACAUUAUACUAUGCAUAAAGGACAAAAACAAACAAACAAACAAAAAAUUUAGCAGGAUUGUCAGGUGGGUGACACACCGGCAUUUAUUCUUCAGGCAGAUUAAAGAAUUCUGUUUGAGAGCUUUAUGUUUCUUUUAAUUCAGAAUUUUUCCAAGGUCUAGUUUUUAGUUGCAAACUUGACUUUGAAAUACUUCCGUUGGUUAUCACAAUCAAGGAUAUUUGAAAUCACUACUGUGUUGUGCUGCGUAUUUGGGGUGGGGGUGGGGGGACAAAGUUAACGUAUUCUUGGUUAAAAGUGGUUAAAUAUGCUAUUUUAAUAAAAUAUUGGAACACA